This is a messenger RNA of Trichoplusia ni (cabbage looper), 1706 nucleotides long. RefSeq names its product protein spindle-F (gene spn-F). The transcript is spliced from 2 exons. The record is from RefSeq and is a predicted model, not a curated record. NCBI's taxonomy places the organism in Eukaryota, Metazoa, Arthropoda, Insecta, Lepidoptera, Noctuidae. The coding region runs from base 1 to 1122 and encodes 373 amino acids.
AUGGAUUCCUCGUCUAUUGUUAGUUUCAACAAUGAUUCUUCGAAUUCUACUUUCCAAACUACUUUAAAAGGUGAUUACAAUAAUAUUAGCGUGCAUGAAUUGGCUCUACAUGCAAUGCGAGAUCGUUGUUUAUUGCUUCAAAGAAGAAUAAAUGCAUUAGAGACAGAUAACAUGAGAUUAAAACUUGAUGUUGUGAAGGCAAACGAAUGCUCCCCUUACAUUCCAUUAAAAGAAGAUGAGAAACUUACACUCCAUCAGAAAAUAGCCGAACUGAACAAGCAAAAGUCCAAAUUGAUGCAUCAUGUAUUUAUGGUUCAAUGUGAAAAUAAAAACUUAUGGAACAAAAUAGCUACAUUAAAAGGGCCGGAUAAGUCCACUAGUAAGGGCUACAACAAACAACCUUUACUUCGCACAAACACAUACAUUCACAGUACUCCAAAAAAUAGUACAACUUAUGAAGAAAAAUAUUCAGAGUCCAGUUUAGAGGAAAUUUCCCUAAAGUUAAUUAACAGCUACAUUCAAGAAAAGUCACAAUUAGUUGAGCAAUAUGAACAGAUGGCACAAUUACAAGAUAUAGAUGAUGAAAUAUUGAAUUUAGACUCAAUUGGUUUCAAUUAUAUAGAAGAUCCAGCCACAGAUUCACUAAAAGAUAUCCGAUGCCAAACUGAAAAGCUGCACAGUUUGAGGAAAGAAGUAGCUCAACAAGAAUCUGAUCUUAAAUUAAUUAUAUCUAGAGUUGAAGCUGUGUUACAAGAAGGAUACAGGUGUCCCACAUGCAUAGCUAACAAUGCUAAAGUAACAACAUCGGAGCAUAAAGAAAUAGAGACAAGUGACAGUCUGGCUAACUGGGCAACCCCCGCAGACUCCAGCACUUACAAUAACAACUACAGUGAACUAAACACAUCUGCAUAUAAGAAAAGCAUUCUAGAAGAUAGCGAAAAAGAGAUGUUAGGUGAAUCCUGUGAUAAAAUCUGUCCAAUGUGCGGACAGAUGUUCCAAAAAGAUAUAGCUUUUACAGACUUUCAAUCUCAUGUUGAAAGUCAUUUUAUAGGUGAAAAUGAGCCUGAUUCUAUUAGUGAUCAAUUUGAAAAUGUUCCUAAUUCUUUUGAUAAUACUAUUUAGCCUUUUUAAGAAAUGUUAAUUUAUUUUUAUAUUAAGGACCUGGAAAUAAGUUAAUUUCACAUAUGCAAUCCAGUCAAACUAAAACAUAAAAGGUUUUUUGAAAUUAAUCAAAUUUAUGAAUCUGUCCCAUUGUAAUCAGGGGAAUUAUAAUCAGUUUUGUCAUUUACCAUUCCAUACUGAAUCACCAUAACCAUAUUUUGAUUCAAAUUAGAUUGAUCAAUUUUAUUUUUAAUAAAUGGUCUACAUCCUAAACCAUGAUUUAUAAGGAGAAUUUAAGUAAAAAUGUAUACAUAGUGAGAUGUUUUGCUAAACAUUGUAUGAGCACCUCUCAAACACUUCUUGAACGGAUAAAUAAUAUAAAUGAAUAGCCUUCUAACUUUAAUUAUUAAUGUAAGUAGUAGUAUAAGAUAAUACAAAUUUCAGUUUCCAAGCACUUCUACAAUUCCUAUGAUUUUUGUAUUUGUAAAAAUAAAAUAUCUAUUUACUGAUAUGUUAGCUUGUAUUAUGUUUAUUCAUUUGAUGUACAUAUCAACUUGUAGAGCAUCCAGAUAACUUUAUUAUAAUAAACUUAAAAGAAAACAUUA